AGACCUCGUCCAUAGACAGACUGCAUGUGCCGCAAUUCAGCACAUGGCACUUGGUGUUUACGGUUUUGGAUGUGAAGAUGCCCUGGUACAUCUACUAAAUUAUGUCUGGCCAAAUAUAUUUGAAACAUCGCCCCAUUUGGUGCAAGCAUUCAUGGGAGCCGUAGAAGGAUUAAGAGUUGCGCUCGGUCCCAUCAAAAUCCUUCAAUACUCUCUUCAGGGUCUGUUCCAUCCCGCCCGAAAAGUGAGAGAUGUUUAUUGGAAAAUUUAUAACACCUUGUACAUCGGAGGACAGGACUCACUAGUCGCCGGAUAUCCCCGAGUGGCCGACGACGGACGGAACAACUUUGUCCGUCACGAACUGGACUAUAUUUUAUAAGACCGGGACCAUGUAUCUAUUGCCUUUGUGUUGUAUAUGUUGAUUUAACAUUCAUUUGGUGAAUCGUGCGUUGAUGUUCGGUCGGUGAUUUCGACAUUAAUCGUAGUUUCGUCAUAUUGAGCAAAAUUAUCGGUGCACUUAUUUAGCGAGAGCAUUUAAUAUUACGAUCUUUGGAAAGACGAGUCGAAGACGACUAUUUUUUCUUAAGAGCAUGAUAUAACCGAACUCGAUACAAAUAUGUAUUUAAUUUUUAUUAAGCCCAAAAAAAAAGGUGCAUUUAUAACUCGGAACUGUUAUUAUUUUAUUGAUUAAACAAAGAUGCAGUCUUUAAUCAUUUUAUUUUAUUGCGUAGUUAAUAUUACAUCAUGUAUUUCUUUUACAUAAUAAAUUCAAUUUUCAUCACAUUAA
Molecule: messenger RNA, 784 nt
Organism: Centruroides sculpturatus (bark scorpion)
Lineage: Eukaryota; Metazoa; Arthropoda; Arachnida; Scorpiones; Buthidae
Product: splicing factor 3B subunit 1-like
Exons: 2
Biological process (GO): spliceosomal complex assembly
Cellular component (GO): U2 snRNP; U12-type spliceosomal complex; U2-type prespliceosome
Molecular function (GO): mRNA binding
Source: RefSeq, a predicted model, not a curated record